AACAAGCACAAGGGAAACAUCUAAAACUGCGUUGAAUGGACGGAAUAGACUGUAAAGGCACUAGAUGAUCAAUUAACUUGAACUAAUUAAGUAUUUUGUUGAGGCUUUGAAAUGUUAUUCAUAAGUUAUUCAUUUUCUAAAGGUUUGUAGAGUAAGGAGUUAUUUUACACACGCAGAUGACCGGGUGACACCUGAUAACACUCCUGUGAGUGUGUUAUGACAGAUUAAACAUUAAUUUAUCUACCCACUAAUGCCCUCCUACCAAUGGAAAGGUGUUAAACCUCCACUUGACAAACAAUCUCCUAUCGAACACUUCCAGCCUGUGUGUUGCACCAACACCUGUGACUGAAGAUGAGCUCCGGGUUCGGGCAGGUACUGACAGCGGUCGGGGAGUUCGGAACAUUCCAGAAGCAAAUGUUGGCUGCGAUAUGCUUCCCGAACAUCUUCAACGGGUUCCACAUGUUCUGCCAGGUGUUUACGGGGAUGAACUUCCCUCAUCACUGUAACACAGACUGGAUCAGGACGCAGGGACCCAACCUGACCAACGAUAGGCUGUUGAACCUCACCCUUCCACCGUUGGACGAUGGCCCUGGGUUCCAGUCCUGUGAGAUGUACACUCCGGUGGAUCUGGACUUGCAGACUAUUGAAGUGUAUGGGAUAAACAGUACCAUCUCCUGCAGGGAUGGAUGGAAGUAUGAGGCUCCCCAUGGGACCACCAGCCUGGUGACUGAGUUCAACUUGGUGUGUGCCAACAGUGGUCUGAACGAGGCGUCCCAGUCCAUCUUCAUGGCAGGGCUCCUGAUCGGUGCUCUGGUGUUUGGGCCAAUGGCAGACAGGUAUGGUAGGCGUUUUGUGGUCCUCCUCUCUUUGCUCGUCCAGCUGUUGUUCAGCGUGGGAGCAGCCUUCUCUCCCAACAUCUAUGUUUACAUAGCCUUCAGAUUCAUGGUCGGCACCACCAUCUCAGGCGUCGCUAUAAACACGUAUGUCUUAGGUGCUGAGUGGACUGGUAACAACAGGAGGGCUCUGUUCACCAUCUUCUCCCACUGUUUCUAUGCCAUUGGUCUGAUGCUGAUGUCUGGGAUCGCCUACGGGGUCAGAGACUGGAGGAUCCUACAGCUGGUCCUCUUCAGCCCUGUCCUGUUCCUCGGGGUAUUCUACUGGAUCCUCCCAGAGUCAGCUCGGUGGCUGAUGACCCAGGGCCGAAAGGAGGAGGCUCGCCAGGAGGUCCGCAGAGCAGCAAGAGUCAACAGAAGGGAGGUCCCUGAAGCCCUGCUGGACAAGCCACAUUUCUUCAGCCUCCUGAGGCUGAACGAGGCGUCUCUGUGCGCCAUCACGGCAGCUGUCGCUGAGCUCUAUCCCACUGUAGUGAGACAGAACGGAGUGGGUCUGAACUCCAUGUGUGCCCGUGUGGCUGGCAUCCUUGCCCCCCUGAUUAGACUGCUGGAGGUGUAUCACUAUUCCAUCCCUAUGUUGAUCUAUGGCAUCCUGCCCUUCCUGGGUGGAGGCCUCUGCUUCAUGCUGCCUGAGACACUCAACACUGAGCUACAAGACCACACUGAACCACAGGAGAAGGACUCAGUAACUCCUGAGAAGUUGAAUCUUGAAAAUGGACUCAGUCAUGCAGAGGAUAAGACAGAAGAAACAAUGAUCACAAAAAUGUAAAUGAUUAUCACUGUUUUAUAUUAUCUUGAGCUUUACAUAGAGUAUGUGAUUGUUUUGAUUAUUAUCAAUAUCAAGUAGAUCUACUAAAUGGUCAAUCAAAACAUUGGACUGUUAUUCAGAUCUCAUACUAUAUUGUUAGAGAGACAUUUUGUAAACAUAACUACUUUAUUUUGUAUUAAUCAAAUGAUAAAAUACAUUAUUUAUAUCACAAAAAACAUUUUGAUAUAGUUGAACAUUUCUAAAUAAAAAUACAAUGAUAAAAUA
Molecule: messenger RNA, 1926 nt
Organism: Oncorhynchus gorbuscha (pink salmon)
Lineage: Eukaryota; Metazoa; Chordata; Actinopteri; Salmoniformes; Salmonidae
Product: solute carrier family 22 member 13-like
Exons: 9
Coding region: 352-1662 (436 amino acids)
Biological process (GO): transmembrane transport
Cellular component (GO): membrane
Molecular function (GO): transmembrane transporter activity
Source: RefSeq, a predicted model, not a curated record